GUGCUUUCCAGUGGGAACGACUAGAAGAGGAUAUAAAAAAGAAGUUGAAGGAUCCAGAAAAAACUGAAAAUGUGCUUGAGAAAGUUAAAUGUAUCCUGAAAACCCCAGGGAAGUUUAACACUAUAAAAGACUGCAGAUCUCAACAGAUGAAACGGCUGUAUAAUACUUCUCUCAGGGUGUUCUUUAAUACGCCUGUCCUGGCUGAUGUCAUCUUCAAAAUACAAGAUGCAACUGUACCAGCCCACAGAGCAAUUCUGGUAGCUCGCUGUGAGGUAAUGGCAGCUAUGUUUAAUGGUAAUUAUCUAGAAGCAAAUAGUAUUCUGGUUCCAGUGUAUGGGGUUUCCAAAGACACUUUCCUCUCCUUUCUAGAGUAUCUUUAUACCGACUCCUGCUGCCCAGCUGGUAUUCUCCAAGCUAUGUCUCUCUUGAUCUGUGCAGAGAUGUACCAAGUAAUGAGACUCCAGCAUAUUUGUGAGCUUUACAUUAUCACACAGCUUCAGAGCAUGCCUAGCAGGGAGCUGGCAUCCACAAGUCUCAGUAUUGUUAGCUUGCUCAAAAAAGCUAAGUUUCACAAUUCUGAUUGCCUUUCAACUUGGCUUCUCCAUUUUAUUGCCACUAACUACCUCAUCUUCAGUCAAAAGCCUGAAUUUCAAGAUCUUUCAGUGGAGGAGCGCAAUUUUGUAGAGAUGCACAGAUGGCCUUCCAAUUUGUACCUGAAGCAGCUUGCUGAUUACAGGAACUACAUCCACUCUCAGAAAUGCCAUUGCACAGUAAUGUAA
This is a messenger RNA of Nestor notabilis (Kea), 779 nucleotides long. RefSeq names its product rho-related BTB domain-containing protein 3-like. Lineage: Eukaryota; Metazoa; Chordata; Aves; Psittaciformes; Psittacidae. The annotation marks the transcript as partial. The record is from RefSeq and is a predicted model, not a curated record. Gene Ontology annotation, biological process: proteasome-mediated ubiquitin-dependent protein catabolic process; regulation of proteolysis. The transcript has 6 exons. Gene Ontology annotation, cellular component: cytoplasm. Gene Ontology annotation, molecular function: ubiquitin protein ligase binding.